AUGCCCCUCAAGAUCAACUGCGCGCCUUCGUACACGCUUCAGACUGGCUCAAAUACCACCUAUGCCGGAACUGAAGGCAUCGAAGCGGCCCUCAUCGCCGCGGCACUCGACCAAGGAUAUAUUGUAAACAGCCCUGAUUGGGAAGGCCCCAAAUCUGUAUUCGUGGCUGGAAUCGAGGCAGGUCAGGCAAGUCUCGACAGUAUCCGUGCAGCAUCGAAGUCUGGAUCUCUAACAAGUAUUUCGCCCUUCGCAAAAGUCCAGAUGUGGGGAUACAGCGGAGGGGCUUUCGCUUCUGCGUGGGCUGCAGAGCGUCAAGCAUCCUAUGCUUCCGAGAUCCCCUUCGUUGCAAUGGCUAUUGGCGGUAUCACUCCAAACGUUGUCAAGGUCUUCGACACCCUCAACAAGGGAACUUUUGCUGGUAUCAGUGCCGCUGGAUUCCUGGGGUUGGGCAAUGCCUAUACGGACUUCGAUGCUUAUGUUCAGUCAAGCUUGAUUCCCGAGAGAGGCUGCUGCUUUCAACCAGGCUGGAUAUCUACUCUUACUUCAAGCAGGGACAGGCAAUCUUCGACACUAAACCCUAUCGUCAACACAACCAUUACCAACCGAGCCACCAUGGGACGCCACGGUACCCCAUCAAUGCCUAUCUUUGCUUACAAAGCUGUGGCCGGUGAGAUCUCUCCUAUUGCUGAUACUGAUGCGCUUGUGCAGCAGUUCUGCAAUGCAGGCGUCUCCGUCACAUAUGUCCGCGAUCCAUUCGGAGAGCACUUCACUCAGGCCGCCACUAGCACCGGCGACGUCCUCAACUUCCUCGCCGAUAGAUUUAAUGGUGUUUCCAUCUCAGGAUGCAGCAUUCGCAGCGAGUUUCUAGAUGCCCUUGACCCGGGUGCUCCCGGAAGACUCGGUGUUUCUCUUACACAGGUCCUCUUGAACGCCUUGGGUUAG
Molecule: messenger RNA, 942 nt
Organism: Aureobasidium subglaciale EXF-2481
Lineage: Eukaryota; Fungi; Ascomycota; Dothideomycetes; Dothideales; Saccotheciaceae
Exons: 5
Coding region: 1-942 (313 amino acids)
Biological process (GO): lipid catabolic process
Molecular function (GO): triacylglycerol lipase activity
Source: RefSeq, a predicted model, not a curated record